AUGAGAGAAGUGGACGACGAUGAAGUCAAAAAAGAAGGCGGAAAAACGUUGACGGAAAAAAAACAGCAGAAUGUGACUGUAAGUUUGAUGAAACUGAACAAAUCAUCUGAUCAGCUUUGGACAAGGUUCGCUGAGGCGGAAAUGACCACCCUCACUGAAGAGGCUGGAUCAGCCAUGGACCAGGCCGAGGCAACCGAUCACCACCAUAUGACCAGGAGGGAAUGUGAAUUGAUUCAUAGGAACCUGGAACGGGGAGGUCUACAAACUUCGAACGAGGAUUGGAUGAGUGGAAAAGAUUUGAUCCCUCGGUCCAAGGCAACAGAGUCAAAGGACCAAAUCCGGAAGUUGAAGAAAAGGCGUGAAAAACUGUGGGAUGAGUGGGCAUAGAAAGGCGGUUCUCAAUCCGACGACGAAGGGAAACUGGGAAGAGUGAAAAUUGUGGAGCAGGAGGAGCCAGUUGGGGACUUACAACUACAGGCCCCAGAUCAGCUAGAACGUGCACGCUUGCCCAUGUUUGCUGGUAAUAUGAGGGAUUACUACCGCUGGAAAGCAUGA
Messenger RNA from Coregonus sp. 'balchen', 555 nucleotides. The record is from the annotation of a GenBank genome assembly. NCBI's taxonomy places the organism in Eukaryota, Metazoa, Chordata, Actinopteri, Salmoniformes, Salmonidae.